This is a messenger RNA of Poecilia reticulata (guppy), 3700 nucleotides long. It is a transcript of the gene tbx16, whose product is annotated as T-box transcription factor 16. Gene Ontology annotation, molecular function: DNA-binding transcription factor activity, RNA polymerase II-specific; RNA polymerase II cis-regulatory region sequence-specific DNA binding. NCBI's taxonomy places the organism in Eukaryota, Metazoa, Chordata, Actinopteri, Cyprinodontiformes, Poeciliidae. The record is from RefSeq and is a predicted model, not a curated record. Gene Ontology annotation, cellular component: nucleus; chromatin. Gene Ontology annotation, biological process: pattern specification process; heart morphogenesis; cell fate specification.
GAGAUGGGAAUACAUAAUCAAACUCUCGUCCGCCUAAAAACUUCGGUCUUGAUUCGGUUGAAGAGAACGCUGUUGUGGUUCAAAUGCAAGUGUGGAUGCCAAGCAGACCGGAGAAGGAAGGAAACUAUAGCACAAGGAAGAAAGAGGUGUAUUCUUACACUUCACUACACAGUGUUAAACUAUUAACAUAAAGUCCUAAUAAAAUACAAAACAGUUUGUGAUUAGCAUGACAAAAUGCACAAACGUUCCAGUAUUUUGCAAGCUGUCUCUCCAACUGCAUGUCUGCAUAUUGCUUUCAAGCAUCUUAGUUAUUCUUACAGUAAUAGGGCCGUAAGACGCCGGGCUGUAAAAAGCUGUGCUUACAAAGGCCAUUGUAUGCAACGCAGACACGAGAACCAAAGAGGAAAAAAAUACGGUUUGCGUUUCUUAGCCUGAGAGGAGAUGAAUUCAAUCCACGCCACAGGAAACGAGAAAGGAGACUGACAUUUUUUUCUCCACCCCCUUCUAUGCUAACGCCUGUAAUGUGUUGCGGUACAAAGAACUGCGACACCUGUGUAUUUUACCUGGAAGUGGAUAACAAGUAGGAGAGCCGGCGUUUGCUCUCCUACCCCUGCAGGAGCCCAUAAUUCAUGCCUGGCUUUGAGCCUGUGGUGCUAACUGGCUGCUGAUUGCCCACCCAUACACUGGGCUUUCUCCUCAUGCAGAAACUGGCUUCUUCAAGGGGAAACCAUCUUAAUGAGAUUAUCUGUCAGAGGCAUGGGCCUGUCUAGACCACCCAAUACACAACCGCCAGCAUCGUCCCCCCCACUACUUUCCCGCGGUCCAACCUGAGGAUGGCCUCAGGUACGACUUACCUGCAGGAACAGUGCAUGGUAUCACCACACCAUUAUGGGUUCACACAGAGUUUCCCCACCCACUCUGUAAUUUGGUAGAGAAAAGAAGUGUAAAAGGGGAUUGUUAUGUAAUGUGACGUUUUACCCACUUUCACAAGCACGUUCCCCAUCUCACUAUGUGUAUUACUUUUGUGCUCCUAAGGAUCUCGUUCUUUUUGAGAGAACAGCAACACAUUAUACUUGACCACCCUUUCUACUCCAUUUCUCUUAAUUGCGUCAAAUGACUCGCGCUGAGUGUUUACCGCGUCACACAAACACACCAAGUGGCAUUUCUGCCAUCGGUUAUGUGUGUGUCAAUGAUAUUUACGCCGGUUUCUGGAGCUGCCGGUUUCUGGAGCCGCUGCCAGAGCCCGAUCUGCAGCAGGAAAGUCCGUUCAUAUUUGUUUUAAAGUCUCUUAGCAGUUAAUAAAGGCGCAUUUCCUCCUUCCCCCUUCCUGUGGGGACGGUAUCAGGGCUCUGUUAAGUCUCUUUGAUUUCCAGCACCCCUCCAAUCACAGCGGGGCUCUGACUCAUCAUUGUGUCACUUCAAAGCCUGGGAAUGGCCCUCCUGGCUCCACCUACCAAAGGGUCCCCCUUAAAAGUCAUGGUCACUCUCUCUGGCAGCAUCUAUCUGAUGCGACAGGACAGAACUGUUUGGACUCACCUUAAGCUGCUGGAUUUGUCUUCAACACAUGAGACGCGGGGGUGGACGGCGGGGGGGGCUACAAUUUGGAUUUACCCAACAUUUGGAUUGCUUGUCAUCCUUUCAUGCAUAGAAAUCCCACACUUCUCCUGUCUGGCCACUGAAACUGGAAAAUGCAGUCCAUCAGGGGUGAGUUCCCGACGCCUUUUUAUUGAAUUGUAAAGCAGAAUUGAACCUGUUCUCCUCAGUUCAUCCCUGAUGAAAAACUCAACCCCUUUUGGUGUCAAAUGUCUAUAGUAAAUCUUACUUUGCCGCAGAGCUAAAGUCUAACUUCAGCGGUCCACCUCCUGCCUCCAUGGCCGCCGGCCCUGACACCUAUCUCCAGGGCAGCAUCAGGAUGACUCUGGAAGACCUCGAACUGUGGAAGACGUUCCAUGAAAUUGGAACGGAGAUGAUAAUCACAAAACCGGGCAGGAGGAUGUUCCCACACUGCAAACUGAGUUUAUCUGGUCUUAUUCCGUGUGCCAAGUACAUCUUACUGGUUGACAUGGUUCCAGAGGAUGGCUUCAGGUAUAAGUGGAAUAAAGAGAAAUGGGAGGUGGCAGGAAAAGCGGAGCCUCAGCCUCCCUGCAGGACGUACCUCCACCCAGACUCUCCGGCCCUGGGGAGCCACUGGAUGAAACAAAGCGUCUCGUUCCUCAAGCUCAAGCUCACCAACAACACACUCGACCAGCAUGGGCAUAUCAUCUUGCACUCAAUGCAUCGCUACCACCCUCGUUUCCACGUUGUCCAAGCAGACGACCUGUUCAGCGUCCGCUGGAGUGUGUUCCAGACUUUCACCUUCCCAGAGACGUCCUUCACUGCAGUCACUGCCUACCAGAACACCAAGAUCACAAAACUGAAGAUUAAUCACAACCCAUUUGCAAAGGGUUUCAGAGAUGAGGGCACUAAUAAAAAAAGGCGUGCAAACAAAAACCCUGCAUGUCUAGAAAAAAGGGCCAAGAUACCAGGCGUGUUGAACGAGGACUCCAAGGACAGCAGUUCGCCAGGGUUCUGCCAGUCAUCAUAUGAUGGCUACGACGGAGAAGAGAGCCGCCUGGCCAAAAGGAAAGACGAGGAUGCUGUAAAGGAAGAGCGGUACUCCCCCUGGGGCGCCGAGAGGCAGCAGGGUGUGAGGACCGACUCUCCCGCCGGGACGGACACUAGAGAUAUCUACAACACGGAGCAGCUCGUUCCCACUCCUGCAUCCUACCAGCUGUACAGGGCCCACGAGUACAGAAAGUCUCCGUCCCCCUCCUCCAGCGUCGGCAGCAGCGUCACUGGAUCUGGACGGAGCAGCUUCGAGUCCAGAGUUCCCGACAUUGCCACCGUCCCCGAUCACAACUCCUCUAAGCCUGGCCCUUCCCACUGCGGGCCCCAGCCCCUGCCGGGCCCCCAAGACUAUAGCGGAGUGCUGAACAUGACCAUGGCCCAGGCCGGCAAGCCGGGGGUCAUCGGCCACCACAUUUACAGCCCCUACAGCACGGAACAGCCGCUGGGCCAGUGGAGCGGGCCGGGACCUGCGCAGUAUCCCCCUCCUCACCCUCUGACCGCCGACUACACCACGCAAGCUGUGCAUCAUGGCUAUCACCAUGGCAACGUGGGCGAAUGGAGCCAAUAUCCGCUGUUCUCUUACUCCUGCUGGUGAGCAGGCUCCUCAGCGUCAAAUGAUUGAGAGCUUAUUAAAUCUGACGGCUGAUGUGAGGCGCACAGACCCGACAACGCAUGCCCCAAACGACGCUGAAGGCCUGACACCCGCGGCAAGAGGAAGGAGGAGGAAGAGGAAGAAAUGUGGCCCAGCGGGCCUCGACUUUCAGGAGAAACUGAAUCUCUCCAAACCUCGGAGCCCUGCGGGAUGACCGUUCCCGUCUAUUUAUUUUGUCUUUUGUCUCAUCUAUGGCGUAAAUAUUAUUUUUGUACAGAAAAAGAAGAAUUAAACCUAAGUGUGCAAAUUAUGUGUGUCUAUGUCUUGUAUUGUGAAGCGAAAAUAAAAAAAUCUUAUGCGAUACUAUUUCUUUGUUGUCUUGCGUUCUGGUUUUCAUACAUUCCCAGCACAGACGCCGCUGACCGGCUCUGCCUUGCAGGGAUGGAACAUUUAUACUUCACAUGUCAACUCAAGAUUGGGCGUAUUCCGACGUAUACUAAA